AUGCAGAAUGCUUUGAGAAGUGAAAGUGUGUCGGGUCUGGCUGUGGCAGGGUAUGCAGUAAGUGUAAUCGAAUUAGCCCCCAAAUUCGCGGGACUUAUUAUGGGAUUUGCAAAUAGUAUCAGCACACUUACUGGUAUUUUAUCAACAGUGAUAGCGACAGUGGUAGUACACUAUUUAAGUACGGGUGUAGGAGCAGGUUGGAUUGUUGCAAUGAGCUUAGCAGCCGGAAGUCAAUUCUUCGCGGCAAUUUUCUUCCUCAUUUUUGCCUCAAGCCAAGAACAGGAGUGGGCAAAAGGAGAUGACAGCAGCUUUGGGCCAUCCGAAACCAUGUUUCAUCCUCCCGGCAACAGUCACCUCAACGCUGCUGCCAAUCAGAGCAGGCUUCAACAUCACAUGCUACAGCUCUGUGAAACAGACAAUAUUGAAGCGAAUUACGGAUGA
Molecule: messenger RNA, 441 nt
Organism: Rodentolepis nana
Lineage: Eukaryota; Metazoa; Platyhelminthes; Cestoda; Cyclophyllidea; Hymenolepididae
Source: the annotation of a GenBank genome assembly